AUGGUAGAAGGUUGUGGGCAUGUAGACCAGGCCUGUUUACCGAUCAGCUCGUGCGAGCUGCCUCGCGCACCGAUCAGCAGUGAGCAAGCGGCUGGCUCACGGCGAGUAAUGGAAAAGAAAGAGGAAGAGAGGAUCCUGAGCAACCGGCCGCUGAGCAUCGUGAACGACGAGAACAACGGGCAGCUGGAGACGGACUGGCGCCACAGCGAAUUUAUCAACGAGUGCUUGCUGUGGCACAACGUGUACCGCCAGCGCCACAGUGCUCGGCCGCUCGCGCUCUGCCCGCAGCUUUGCAGUUACGCCCAGGCCUGGGCAAACCACUUGGCACACGUGAACACAUUCUACUACCGGACAGACCGCGACAUCGGCCAAAACCUGUUUUGCCGGCCUACUACGACCCUUCAGGCAGAUGUCACAGGUCAGGAAGUAGUAACCUACUGGUAUAGUGCGGUACGCCAGUACAACUACCUCAAGGAGCCUGACAUCCUGCAUGCCAACGUCAAUGCAGGGCACUUCACGCAGCUGGUGUGGGCGUCGACGACGCACGUGGGGCUGGGCAAGGCGCGGUCGCGCUCGGGCAAGGUGCUGGUGGUGGCGCACUACCGGCCGGUGGGCAACGUGUCGGGCCUGUUCCAGCAGAACGUGUUCCCGCCGCUGGCUCUGCCGCAGCCGCAGGCCGAGUCCGGCUCGGCGAGCGAGUCGAGCGCGUCGGCCAACGCCUCGUAG
Schistocerca nitens (vagrant locust) is the source of this 726-nucleotide messenger RNA. Its product is annotated as Golgi-associated plant pathogenesis-related protein 1-like. The transcript has 6 exons. Bases 1 to 726 code for a protein of 241 amino acids. The record is from RefSeq and is a predicted model, not a curated record. Gene Ontology annotation, cellular component: extracellular region. NCBI's taxonomy places the organism in Eukaryota, Metazoa, Arthropoda, Insecta, Orthoptera, Acrididae.